GCAAUGCUUUUAUUUUGAAAAUCAGACUAAUCUUUUAAUGCUUUUAGGGUAGACGAUCAAUACAUUUUCUUGUGAAUUAAGAUUUUGAGGUACAUGAGCUAAAGGAAGUCUUUUCCUGAUUUAAAAUGUUCAGUGUAGCACAACAGAACAAAGAGUUGUAUUUUAUGAAUCACUACAGCGAGAGGAAAAGUCCCUGGUCAUGUGCACAAGCUGAAAUUGACAAAUUUAGUCCUUGAGUGUGCUGUGUAGCAUAGAUAACAGACUCACACCCUCCAACGUCUGUCCUUGACGCACAACAGAUAAGUGAGGUUCCCAAACCAACUGCCAGAAAAGUCACCCAAAUUCACACAUCUGCCACGGCUGUGAAGAUGGGUGUGUUUGUGUCUCUGCCAGAACCGGUUAUGGCCGACAAAAUUCCUCCAGAGCAGGAGAACCCGCUGCUCCACCAUCAGGGCUUACCUAAUGGGAAAGAAGGCACCAAAGAUGGGCUGCAGGCGAGGGGGCAGUGGGCCAGCAAGGCGGAGUUCCUCCUGGCCGUUGCGGGGCAGAUUAUCGGAUUGGGCAACGUCUGGAGGUUCCCUUACCUGUGCUACAAGAAUGGAGGAGGUGUGUUUUUUGUACCCUACCUGUUGUUCCUGGUGUUGUGUGGUAUCCCCCUCUUCCUCCUGGAGACUUCCCUGGGACAGUACACGAGUCUGGGUGGAGUCAGCGCCUGGAGGACUAUUUGCCCGUUAUUCGGAGGUCUGGGCUACGCCAGCCAGGUGAUGAUCCUGCACGGCUGUGUCUACUACAUCGUCAUCCUGGCCUGGGCUGUCUUUUACCUGUGCUACAGCUUCCAAGCACAGCUGCCCUGGUCCCACUGCAACAACACCUGGAACACGGAGUCGUGUUUCCUCUUCGACCAACACAACCUGACCGCCAAUAGCAGCAGCGUGCCUGAGAACGCCACCUCCCCCGUCAUGGAGUUCUGGGAACGGGAGGUGCUCCGCCUCUCCAGCAGUUUAGAUGAACUGGGUCCAAUCAGCUGGAAGCUGGCUCUGUGUCUGGCCAUCGUCUGGCUCGUUUGUUACUUCUGCGUCUGGAAGGGGGUCAAGUCCACCGGAAAGGUGGUGUACCUGACAGCCACCUUCCCAUACGUUAUGCUGUUUGUGCUGCUGGUGCGCGGCGCCACACUGCCUGGAGCGAUGCAGGGCAUCAUCUACUACCUCAAACCUAACCACACCCGCCUGGCAGACCCACAGGUAUGGAUGGAUGCAGGUACCCAGAUUUUUUUCUCGUACGGCAUCUGUUUGGGAAGUCUUACAGCGCUGGGCAGUUACAACAAAUACAACAAUGACUGCUAUAAGGACUCGUUCCUCCUGUGCCUCCUGAACAGCAGCACCAGUUUCCUGGCUGGUUUUGCCAUCUUUUCCGUACUGGGCUUCAUGGCUGAGGAGCAGGGUGUGGACAUCGCCACAGUGGCCCAGUCAGGUCCUGGCCUCGCCUUCAUCGCCUACCCCAGAGCUGUAGCCAUGAUGCCUCUCCCUCAGCUGUGGGCCGUCUGCUUCUUCCUCAUGAUCAUCAUGCUGGGGCUGGACACACAGUUUGUGAGUCUGGAGGCCCUGAUGACGUCUGUGACUGACCUCUACCCUCACCUGAUCAGACGAGGUCACCGCAGGGAGCUGCUGCUCUUGUUCGUCUGCGUCGUGUGCUUCCUGGUCGGGCUGGUCAUGGUCACACCGGGAGGACUGUAUGUGUUCCAGAUCUACGACCAUUUCUCCUGCAGUGGAGCCAGCCUGCUUUUGCUCUCCAUCUUCCAGUCUCUGGCCAUCGGCUGGGUCUACGGAGCCGAGCGCUUCAGCAACAACAUCAAGGACAUGACGGGCUACGACAUCCUGCCCGUCUUCAGACUGUGCUGGAAAUACUUAACCCCGGCUGUGUGCACCGCCACCUUCAUGUUUUCUUUGGUAAACUGGUCUCCUCUAAAGUUGGGUAAGGGAAUAGUAGCUCCAGCCUGGGCCAGCAUGCUUGGCUGGAUCCUUACACUCUCCUCCGUCUCCCUGCUUCCCAUCUGGGCCAUCUACGCCCUCGCCACCACCCCAGGAACUCUAGCACAGCGGUUCCAGCUUCUCUGCAGCCCGACCAAAAAGCUGCCACUGGCGCUCCGACACUUCCCCUCCAACAACUCAUCGCUGCCCUACAGCUCGGCACUGCCCCUGACUGACAAGCCAAAGGAGCAAAUCACAGACAUCAUCCAGGACCGUAUGGCCUGAUAAUGGUCAGUGACAGUGACUGUUGGUCAGCCAAUCAGGGGUGGCCAAGGGGAAGGUCCACUGGAGGUGCUGGGUCACGAUUCAGCGGCUGGAGCCUCGAAAAGGCGAGUCUUAAUGGAGCAAGAAGAUUAUACACGUUGAGCUUUGAUCGCCUGAGUAUGGACAACAUCUUUGCAGCUAUUGGUAUCCCACAAUCCACUGCACACUGGUUUAUUCUUACAUGAAACAUUAAUCCUUCAAUACAUUAAGGUUGUUUAUUUUAAGAUGUCAAUAUUUAACUUGAUUGAUGGCAGACCUACCAAGUAACCAAAGCCUGUUGCCCAGCAACAGAAUCAUGACUUGAAUGCACCCAACUUUUGCUGCCUUUGAGGACCGUGUGACUCAGUACAUUUACAUGCAUUUAGAAAAAGUUGAUUUAGACAUGUUAGAUUGCACUGAUCUGAAUUCCCUGCAAUGCCUAGAUAAGUGGUUGCAUGCUCAUACCUCAGCUGAACCCCAUGCACUGCACAUGCUCCCCAAUUUUCAAGCCAAGUUUUGACCAAAAAGUUGCAUAAAUGCUAACCAUAGCCGAAGUAAUGCUAUCGUCUGCCUUCAAAUAUGACGAAAAAGUUUACUAACCUGUUGCUAACUUGCUUGCAAAGUCUGCAGGAAGGUGUGCUCGGCAAUAUCAAGGAAUGGCAUUUGAACGUACUGACUCUAGAAACCCACUGUACAGCUCAUCAGCCCCGCUCUUUUGAGAAUCCAACCGUGAAUCGAGAUGGCUUGUUUCACCGUUAAGACCUGACCUAACCCCCUUGUUACUGGUGACCAGUCUUUGAGACAGCACACACUCCUCAAACUACAGUUUCAAAUCUAUCAUUUUCUCUUUUUCACUAACUGAAUCACUGUCCUUAUCGACCAUAAAAUCACAGCGCCUAUAGCCAUCAAUCACAGAGAAACUUAACUCUCUAUGAGAGAUCACAGCUUGUGUUAGCACACUCAGCUCUCUCUGCUCCUUAUUUCCAGUGUCAUCUGAAAUGUUCUUAUACAGGGAUUUGUCUGCUCUUCUUUUUUUAUUUGUACUUCAUCCUCUGUGGUUGCACAGAGCUCAAAUGGUUCAUUAACAUGCCUUACACCCAGAUCAAGUGGUGCUCAUCAUGCAAGGUUUGCAUUUAUCCAAAUAUAACUUUACUGCCAAUGAAGCGCUGAACUUGAUCAACACUGACAGAAUCAUGAAAACGUGUAGUAACUGCUUACAUUUAUUUGUCGAAUCUAUUGCUAGAUUAAAGCGGAUAGGAAAGACUUUUGUACUUUUCUUAGAUUAAGGAAGAGGGUAAGGGCCACAUGGAAAGAAUUCAUCAGUUUUCAUAUCAUACUCUACAUAUUGACUCAAAGAGUACGACUUUUAACAAAUAUGAGAUCUCACAGAAACUCGUAAGCAAACGUGACUUGUGACUUCAGAGACCAUCAGGUUCUUGGUCACCUCUUUUACGAAGACCGUUGUCCACUGAUUGCUCAGUUUGACCAGGCGACUGGCUCUUGAAAGAGUCCUGGUUGUGCCAGUCUUCUUCCAUUUGAGAAUUAUGGAGGCCACUGUGCUCUUGGGAGCCUCCAGUGCAGCAAAAUGUUUUGUGCCCUAAUUAAUCUUGUCUCUUAAUGCCAGGUAUACAGUGUGCGAUUUUCCUGCAAUUCAGCCACGAAUUUGGAGUCAGUCGGAUCUGCGUCGUUUCUCGUGCUGUGUACAGGGUCAUACGACGGCCGACCACGGCCCAACUACGACCUUACAAUCAGCUCCCGACUGAUGGUGAGGAUUUCUGGCAUGUUUGAUAUUUUGGUCGUACGACUCCAGACACUUCACAGUGAGAGCAGAAAUGCGAGCAGAAUAAACAACUUUGGAGGAUUGUUUUCCUUUGUAAACAGUCAGACAACGUUCCAAAUUACCAUGACAACAUCUGGAAUCACUUUCUGAUGCACCCCGCUAUGAUAAAGUGAAUAAACGAGCAGGAAAUACUCGUAUCUGUUGACCUGCGCUGCACCUGCAGACACAGAUGUGCUCUCUGUCUCACACACACACAGGGAGAGAUAGCGGGAGAGGGAGAGAGAGAGAGAGCACGAGAGAGAGAGAGAGCGGGAGAGACAUGGGGGAGAGAGAGGAUAUGCUUCGCCCUGAAUGUGUGAGCCUUUAAAAAAGGAAACUCCGCGGGUUUCUGUUACAGUCCGUACUGACUCUAGUCUCACAGUGUGAGCGCUCAGGUCAUGCACAAGCGUCGGAUCAUACGGUGUGAGCGCACAACUCGUGCGCGAUGGUCGUGCAUCGUAAACGAUCCAGUCGCACAGUGUGAGAUGACGGUCGGCUUGAAAUCGCACAGUGUACACCCGGCUUAAGUUAAAAACCUUAUAGGGUGCUACUUUGAAAAAAGGACUCCUAAAUUCAAGGCAAGAGACCAGCAGAGGUGUGCAUUGCAAAAGAAUGUUUUAAACUGUUUCCUGUAUUUCCAUUUCAAUGAAGUCCUCUGCGACGCUCGGUUUUUGCCCUAUGGCAUUUGCUUGCUUAGGCUGAACUACAGUUUUAUUUCGAGUAGCUACAACCCUCACAUUUCCCAGACUUUUUAAUCGAAUUAGAAUCCCACAAGGUUUAUUUAACAGUAUACCCCUCUGUUUCCUUUAAAUACUGGCUUAUGACCUAUUAUACGGUAGUUGAGCUACCGUUUAUAGCAAGUAGUUGUACCACUCUCCUUUGCUGCUCUCUUUCCUUAAAUAUAGGGGCCCUUCAAUCAAAGGAGCACCCUAUAAGUUUUAUUUACUUAACAAUAUACCUUCAAUUCUUUUAAAUACUGGGCUGUGACCUGUUACGCGGUAGUUGAGCUCAGUUACCAUAUUAUAGCUGGUAGCUACAAUGUCCUCUUUUGCUGGUCUUUCUCGAUUUUAGGAGUCCUUUCAAUAAAAGUGCCACCCUACAAAGGUUUUUUUUACGUAUAAGUAUUCCCAUCCAUUUUCUUUAAAUACUAGAUCAUGAGUUUAUAUACGAUAGUUGAGCUCAACUACUGUACUACAGCACUCGCCUUUUUUGACCCCUUACCUUGAAUUUCUCAACUACCAUAUAAAAGCUAGUAGCUACAAUGCCCACUUUUGCUGGUCUGCCUUGAUUUUAGAAGUCCUUUUAAUCAAAGUAGUACCCUACAAGGUUUAUUUAUUAACACUAUAACCCCCUUUUUUUUCUAGAAAUACUGGAUGAUGACCAGUACUACGGUAGCUGAGCUCAGCUACCGUGCUUAAAGCAUAUAGCUACUGCACUUGCUUUGCGGGGCUCUUGCCUUGAAUGUAGAAGUCCUUUCAAUCAACACAAAACCCUAUAAGGUUUAUGUGGUCAACAUAUCAUUCUGUUUUCCCUUAGUACUAGAUAAUGACCUGUAAUAUGGUAGUUGAACUCAACUACUGUUUUAUAGCUAGUAGCUACAAAGUUCACCUUUGCUGGUCAAUUGCCUUGAAAGUAGGAAUCCUUUCAGUCAAAUUGGCACUCCAAAAUGUUUAUUUACUUAAUAGAAUACCCCUCUAUUUUUUUUAAUAAUGGAUAAUGACCUGUUAGAUGGUAGUUGAGCUUAACUACCGUAUUUUUGCUGGUGGCUACAUCGCUCACCUCUGCUAGCCUCUUGCCUUGAAUGUACGAGUCCUUUUAAUCAAAGUUGUACUCUACAAGGUUUGGUUACUUAACAGUAUACCCCUCUGUUUUUGUUUUUUUCUUUUUUAAAUGCUGGAUUGUACAACGGAGUAUUAGGGCUACACGAAGAGAAAAAAAUUUAAAAGAUUUUUUUUUUUUUUUUUUUUUUGGAUAUUACGAGAACAAAGUCAUAAUAUUACGAGAAAAAAAAAGUUGUAAUAUUACGAGAAAAAGUUGUAAUAUUACGAGAAUAAAGUCCUAAUAUUACGAAAGAAGUCGUAAUAAUAUGAGAAAAAAGUUGUAAUAUUACGAUAAUAAAGUUGUAAUAUUAUGAGAAAAAAAGUUGUAAUAUUACAAUAAUAAAGUCGUAAUAUUACGAGAAAAAAAGUCAU
Molecule: messenger RNA, 6281 nt
Organism: Cheilinus undulatus (humphead wrasse)
Lineage: Eukaryota; Metazoa; Chordata; Actinopteri; Labriformes; Labridae
Product: sodium- and chloride-dependent GABA transporter 2-like
Exons: 15
Coding region: 369-2252 (627 amino acids)
Biological process (GO): sodium ion transmembrane transport
Cellular component (GO): membrane
Source: RefSeq, a predicted model, not a curated record